UCCAGGGACAACGUGUAGUUACGCACAUACACGCGCGCGCACACACAGAAACCCACAACAGCAGCAGGGCAGCGAGGAGAGACAGGGAAGUAACUGUAGCAGGUGGGCUGCUGCCGGUGUCACCCACCUCUCUCCGGCUCUUGAAUUAUUCUCGUGUUCCUGUUUCUGACCUGCUGAGUGGGAAACGCACAGGACGAGCGGUGGAGCGUCGACGCACUUUGAAGGACGCAGAAAGACUAGCUGGGACUCGGCUGAUAGUACGACAGGGGACGUUAGCUGAGCGUGAGGCUGUUAAGCUCUGUGGUAGAUGCUGUUAUUGUUCUGAGGACACAGUCAGAAACCAUUACAGCAGCUGCAGAGAGUCCUCCUCUAGUUGUUUGUUGUGUUGAUGUGGGCGAAACAGGUGGGGGUUUUUUAGAGGAGCUGGCAUGCCGGUACCGACAGUGAAGACGGUGGUCCAGUGUCCCGUCUGCCGUUGACGCUUAUUAUCCUUCUCUCUGACCGAAAGUGGCCAUGAAGGACACGGGGGAAUCAAAGGACCACCAACUGACUGUUGCCUUGAGGAUCCGACCCCUCAGCGAUGCUGAGCAGGAGGAGGCGGCUACGAUCGUGGCCCACAGAGUGGAUGACCAGAUGGUGGUUCUGAUGGACCCCAUGGAAGACCCGGACGACAUCCUGCGUGCCAACCGCUCCAGGGAGAAGACUUACAUGUUUGAUGUGGCGUUUGACUACUCAGCCAGUCAGGAGGAGGUGUACCGAGCUACAACCAAAGGGCUGAUUGAGGGCCUCAUAUCAGGCUACAAUGCCACCGUGUUUGCCUACGGACCCACGGGUUGUGGGAAGACAUACACCAUGUUGGGAACAGACAAGGAGCCAGGCAUCUACGUUCGAACGCUGAACGACCUGUUCCGUGCUAUUGAGGAGACCAGUGAUGACAUGCUGUAUAGCGUCUCCAUGUCCUAUCUGGAGAUCUACAAUGAGAUGAUCCGUGACCUCCUAAACCCAUCAUCGGGCUUUUUGGACCUGAGAGAAGACUCUAAAGGAGUGAUUCAGGUUGCUGGCAUCACAGAGGUGUCUACCAUCAAUGCACAAGAGAUCAUGGAAUUGCUGAUGAGGGGCAACAAACAGCGCACCCAGGAGCCAACCGCUGCCAAUCAGACGUCCUCUCGCUCCCACGCUGUGCUGCAGGUGGCCGUCAAGCAGCAGAGCCGGUGUCGAGACGUCCUGCAGGAGGUCCGCUUUGCACGCCUCUUCAUGAUUGACCUCGCCGGCUCCGAACGAGCAGCCCAGACUCAGAAUAGGGGUCAGCGGUUGAAAGAGGGGGCCCACAUCAACCGCUCCCUCCUGGCUUUAGGCAACUGCAUCAACGCCCUGAGUGACAAAAAUGGCAACAAGUAUGUCAACUAUCGAGACAGCAAGUUGACUCGACUACUGAAGGACUCGUUGGGCGGGAACAGCCGAACGGUCAUGAUAGCCCACAUUAGCCCUGCCUCUAUGGCUUUUGAGGAGUCUCGUAACACGCUGACAUACGCUGACCGUGCCAAAAGCAUUCGAACACGGGUAAAGAAGAACCUAAUAAAUGUGUCAUACCACAUUGCUCAGUACACCAACAUCAUCUCAGACCUGCGCUGCGAGAUCCAGCGGCUCAAGAAGAAGAUUGCAGAUCAGGCGAGCCGCCAGCUCAACUCAGAUCGGACUGACAUCCGCCAUGUCCAGGCGGAGGUCCAGGCCCACUCCAGUCAUCAGAGUCGGGCAGAGAUGGACCAGUUGAGGGAGCAGCUCCUGGAAGCCUUCCGCCAACAAAUGGAGAUCAGGAGGAGCUUGAUGGAGCUGGAAAACAGCAACAUGGAGAUCCAGAUCGACACCUCCAAACACCUGCUAACCAUUGCAGACUGGGAGCAGGAGCGGAGUAGGCGCAGGAGGAAGUGGCGUGCUGAAAGGACGAAGGAAAGUGUCAAUAAGGACGAAAGUGAGAAGGACUCUGACUCCCCGGAUUCUCCUCCGGACAGCACAGAGAGCCAGCAGUUAGCGAUGGCACGAGAAAACCUGGUUACCCUCAUGACUGAACAGAAAAAGAUCCACAAACAGAAGGAGUUGCUCGAGCACAGAUUUCUGGAGCUUCGGGAUCGGGCCCGGCGCUUGGAGGAGCUGUUGCCUCGGCGGGUGAGCUCAGAGGAGCAGCGCGAGGUCCUGUGCCUUCUCUGCAAGGUCCAUGAGCUAGAGAUCGAGAACGCAGAGAUGCAGUCCCACGCGCUGCUCAAGGACAACGUCAUCCGGCAGAAAAACUUUGUGGUGCAGCGCUUCGAGCAACACAGACACCUGUGUGACGAGAUCAUACAGCAGCAGAGACAGUUCAUUGAUGACCACAGUCUGCUGGUACCUCCACACCUCCAGGAGCUGUAUGAUAUGUACAUGAGGGAGCUGGAUGAGAGGAAACUAGACAAAGCCAUGGCCCUGGAUAAGGUGACCAUCAGACACACCAUCAAGGAGGGCUCUCUACCCAAGAUCACCCUGCCCGGUCAGGGUCGUGACAACAUGCAGGACAUGGACUCAGACCAGGAGAGUGUGCGCAACAUGUGCUCUGAUAACAGACGAGGCCAAGCCAAAAUUCGUAGACACACUUUGCCCCCAAUUCUGCCUGAGCCUGAGCUGGACAAUAACAGAGUUUUUAAGAACAGCCCUCAUGCCAGGCAGAUAAAAAACUCGGCUGUCAUGACUCCACCUCCCAUCCACAUUAACGGGAAGGGCAACAGAGAGCUGCAGCCGCUGGCUCAUGAGAGCUCUCUGAGCUACAGCCAUCUCAGCCACAGUGUCAGCAGCCACCUGGACUCAUCACCCGAGAGCAGCGAGGCCGGGGCUGAUAUCCCCCUUUCAAGAACUGAGCGGCAACAGAUCCUAAAGGGAGUCCAGAACAUUGUAGUAAAAGCAGCCCGUCGACGCUCCAAAGCCCUGGAGGUGGAUGCCUUGCGGUUACCGCCUCCCUCCUCUCCCCUGGACCCCAAGAAGCAGAAGAGCAGCCUCUCUUUGAGUGAGGCACCCCCUAGAGGUUUGCCAAUGCGGCGUGGCAGGCAGCCUAGCCCCGAGCUCAGACAUGCCACCUCGGACGAUAACCUGUCUAGCAGCACAGGUGAGGGGCCCGGCCUGCAAGUGACCUGGACACGCCCACGUAACCGUCAGGUCGGCAACAAGAACCAAACGCCCCGCGAACUGGACUUUGAGGCUCGCCGCAAGAAGAGGCGCUCACGCUCUUUCGAGGUCACUGGUCAAGCACUGCCUCAAACUAAGACAACCACAGCUCAGAGGUUCCGUCCUUUGGACAGCACAUCAGACCCCCAUCUCCACAAUAACGGUCAGCCCCAGGCUCCCAUGCUCCGCCCCCAGUACAGAGGGGUCCCUCAUCUCGCCAAAGUCCGGGCACCCCACAACAGCCAGCAAACAGGCUCAAAUGCAGAGUCCUCUGCAGCCCACAUGAAUAACCUGAAGCGAGGGCCCCAGCUGCGGCAGCCCCAGCCCCUCCUCUACAUCACCACCACAGGCACUGGGGGCCAGCGCACACGCAGACACUGAGCCAUUACCCACAUUUAUCCUCAACACCAGCACUAACACCCAAACCAGCUGAGCCCGAAGGGGAACUGUCUCCUAACUGGAGCACCCAAACCACCCCUAGCCCCAUUAAAAUCAACAGUUAACCCCUCAGUGACCGACAUAAGGCAAGAUUGUGAGGCAGUAUGAUGGAGACUAACCAGACAGUAGCUGGAUACCUCCACACAGGUCUACUCUGUGCUUUGUUGUGGACACUGAGCGGCGGCGCUGACGGGCUCUGAGACCUACAAGCCUGCAGACGCCAAAGAUUGCUGGACGUACAGUGCGUGUCCUGUUCUGUCAAGUGUUUCCACUUUAGCUUGCUGUCGUGCUGAAUUAUGUUAUCGUCAAGUCAGGAUGGUGUCAAGCUCACUGUGAAUGCAACACUGCAUUAAUGUUUGUGCAUUAUGUGUAUAUACAGUUUGGUAAUUUUCAGUGCUUGUAUGAAGGCCAGAAACUGAAACAUCAAGCUAAUGGGGGAUGUUUAUGGGGCUCAACCUCACAGCAGUGGUGUAAUUAAGAAGCGAUGGAAAAGACUGGCUUUAUUAGACAAAGGAUACAAAAGCUGAGAGGAUAUUACACUAAUGGCAAUGUAAAAAAAAAAAAUUGUAAUGAAAACAUGGCCUACUGUCAAAUUGUUUCAGCAUCAAUUUUUCUUGUAGUGAUGUUUCAAUUUAAUGAGACACUAAUAUUUGAGUAAAAAAAUCAUCUUGAUUGUUGUGCACUUCUUGAUUCAAACUCAAUGUUGUAUUCUCACACGCCCCAGGUCUAUGCCUUUUCUUACCCAAACUUGACUGUUAAAUGUCAUGUCUGUUUGUGUAGAUCAGCACCACAGGUUGCUUUUCCAGAUUAGUUGGAUGUGUUUUUAAGGAGUUAUUUAACUGUUGCCUUUUCUUUUAUGGUGUUGUCAUUGACAUUGUUUUCAUAAUUACUACUUGAUGCUUUAUUUUGUAAUUUUUUUUAAUUUGUACCCAAAUAAAUUCAAAGGAGAUAA
This is a messenger RNA of Siniperca chuatsi (mandarin fish), 4576 nucleotides long. RefSeq names its product kinesin family member 19 (gene kif19). Lineage: Eukaryota; Metazoa; Chordata; Actinopteri; Centrarchiformes; Sinipercidae. The transcript has 20 exons. The coding region runs from base 514 to 3567 and encodes 1017 amino acids. Gene Ontology annotation, biological process: microtubule-based movement. The record is from RefSeq and is a predicted model, not a curated record. Gene Ontology annotation, molecular function: microtubule motor activity; ATP binding; microtubule binding.